AUGCGGGCGUUGAGGUACGAGCGAGGAUCUCACAAGACACUGGCAGCAGAGAGAACACAAGUGGUUGUAGUGCGUCCAUCGAUUGAAAUCGAGACGGUCAACAUGGGCAGCGCGGCGUUUUCCAAAGACACCAUCAACGGGGUGUACAUCCCCUCGAUCCUCCUGCUUGUCGGCGUUUACAUCGUCAAGCAAGAAUGGCUACCGUACGCCGCGGCGUUUGCUGCGAUUGUGGGAAGCAUCAAGGUCUUUACUUUCUCUUCCGGAAAAUCGAAGAGAAAAGUCCUCAAGCCCGAUGAAUUCCAAGAGUUCCCCUUGACCGACAUCAAGAAAACGUCGCACAAUGUGGCCAUCUACCGGUUCGGCCUGCCCAGCCCGACGGACAUUCUCGGCCUCCCGAUCGGCCAGCACAUUUCCUUGGCCGCCACGCCCAAAGGUGCCGACAAAGAAGUCGUGCGGUCGUACACGCCCAUCUCGUCCGAUGAGGACCAGGGCUUCUUUGAGCUUCUGAUCAAAUCGUACCCGCAGGGCAACAUCAGCGCCCACAUGACGACACUCAAGGUCGGCGACACCAUGAAAGUCCGCGGGCCCAAGGGCGCAAUGGUGUAUACUCCGAACCUGUGCAAGCGAAUCGGCAUGAUCGCCGGCGGCACAGGCAUCACACCCAUGCUGCAGAUCAUCCGCGCCAUCAACCGCGGCCGUCCCAAGAACGGCGGCAACGACACCACCAAAGUUGACUUGAUCUUUGCCAAUGUCAACCCCGACGAUAUCUUGUUGAAGGACGAGAUCGAUGCCCUCGCUGCCCAGGACCCCGAUUUCAACGUCUACUAUGUCUUGAACAAUCCUCCUGAGAACUGGAACGGUGGUGUUGGCUUCGUCACUGCCGAUAUGAUCAAGGAGAAACUCCCGCCCCCAAGUCCCGACAUGAAGAUUCUGAUCUGUGGCCCGCCGCCGAUGGUGAGUGCCCUGAAGAAGGCCACUGAAAGUCUCGGAUAUCAAAAGGCCCGUCCCGUGAGCAAGUUGGAGGACCAGGUUUUCUGCUUCUAG
Exophiala dermatitidis NIH/UT8656 is the source of this 1044-nucleotide messenger RNA. RefSeq names its product NADH-cytochrome b5 reductase 1. The transcript has 3 exons. Gene Ontology annotation, molecular function: oxidoreductase activity. Bases 1 to 1044 code for a protein of 347 amino acids. Gene Ontology annotation, cellular component: endoplasmic reticulum. Lineage: Eukaryota; Fungi; Ascomycota; Eurotiomycetes; Chaetothyriales; Herpotrichiellaceae. The record is from RefSeq and is a predicted model, not a curated record.